UUUCAGAACUGUCAUUAUGACAUUUGACACAUCUGUCAUUUUGACAAAUUCAAAAACAUUCCGUAAAACCUAACCAAACAAAUUAGUUUUAGGUUUUCAGAAUAAAAUUAUUAGAUUUCUAAAAAAUCACAACUAAACAGCCAAAAUGAGUACGAUGCCCGUGAGUUCCUCCACAUUACUUCCUUUAGAGUUGGUGGACAAAUGUAUUGGCUCCAGAAUACACAUAAUCAUGAAAAACGAUAAAGAAAUGGUAGGGACGCUACUAGGGUUCGACGAUUUCGUUAACAUGCUCUUGGAGGAUGUCACUGAAUAUGAAACAACCCCUGAGGGCAGAAGAAUUACCAAACUUGACCAGAUUUUAUUGAAUGGAAACAAUAUAACUAUGCUUGUCCCUGGAGGAGAUAUGCCAGAAUGAGUGAUAUACAGCAUAUAUUACAUUUUUGUAACAUUAAAAUAAGGAAAACAUUCAAAUAAAGGAUAUGUUGUGUAA
Molecule: messenger RNA, 490 nt
Organism: Anthonomus grandis grandis
Lineage: Eukaryota; Metazoa; Arthropoda; Insecta; Coleoptera; Curculionidae
Product: U6 snRNA-associated Sm-like protein LSm5
Exons: 3
Coding region: 146-415 (89 amino acids)
Biological process (GO): mRNA splicing, via spliceosome
Cellular component (GO): U6 snRNP; Lsm1-7-Pat1 complex; U4/U6 x U5 tri-snRNP complex
Molecular function (GO): RNA binding
Source: RefSeq, a predicted model, not a curated record